AAUUCUAACGAGCGGUAGUUGCGUUAUGUUGUCUCCCUCAAACAUUGUGCGAAAACCAGUCCGGCGAGAGAGAAAAAAUGGUAGCUCGAAAGUUCCUGGUCCGCCAUGGAGAUUCUACCUUCGAUGUCGAAUAUGAAGCUGAGGACGGCUUGGAAGUUUUCAAGUUACAGCUCUUUUCUCUCACUUCAAUUCUUCCCGAUGAACAAAAGGUAUUGGCGGAGGAUAGUGAUCGGCCGGUAUUAGAGGACUCUGAUCUCAUGUCCGUAUCAGAGAAGCUCCGAUUGGUGUCAAUCACUGACCAAAGCGAAGAGAAACAAGAGGCAAGCGGUAGCGAGAAAUCGAAUGCGGAGUUAAUAAAAUCCGAUGAGGAAUUGGCUCGAAUGUUGCAGGCAGAGGAGGAAGAGCUUUUCCUUCGACAAUAUGUUGGCGGAAAAGACACGGAGGGAAUUGAUAAGAAGAUACGGCCUUAUAUCACUGAAGUUCGGAUGUAUGAAGAUCCAGUCCGUCAGGAGGCUGCUAGGAAAACAGUUCCUUUAGAAAGGCUCGAGGAGAAAGCACUGGUUAGUUUGGCCAAGGAGGGGAACUUUAAACCAUCAAAAAUUGAACAAGACCAUGCUUUCCUGCUGCAGCUGCUUUUUUGGUUCAAACAAUCUUUCAGAUGGGUUAAUAGACCUCCAUGUGAUGGUUGUGGCAAUGAAACUGUUAGUCAAGGUUUGGGAAAUGCACUUGAGUCAGAAAUUCGUUAUGGAGGAACUCGAGUAGAACUUUAUCGCUGUAAUUUAUGUUCAAGAAUCACUCGAUUUCCAAGAUACAAUGAUCCAAUAAAGCUUCUGGAAACAAGGAAAGGGCGUUGUGGGGAGUGGGCUAAUUGCUUCACACUUUAUUGCCGUGCUUUUGGAUAUGAAUCUCGUCUGGUUCUGGAUUUCACAGAUCACGUCUGGACAGAGUGCUUUUCACAGUAUUUGGGAAGAUGGAUGCAUCUUGAUCCUUGUGAAGCAGUGUAUGACAGACCAUUGUUAUAUGAAAAAGGGUGGAAUAAGAAGUUGAAUUACAUUAUUGCUAUUGCAAAUGAUGGAGUUUAUGAUGUCACUAAACGUUAUACAAGAAAGUGGCAUGAGGUUUUGUCUCGGCGAAUCCUGACAUCAGAAUCUGUUUUAUUAGCCACUCUUGCUAAUUUGACAAAGGAAUGUCGGAGUAGCUUUCCACCUCAAGUACUUUCAGAGCUUGAAGCCCGAGACAGAAUUGAGCAAGAGGCAAUUGAGAGAGAUAUCCUAUCUCCAGACAAUCCCUCUGUCUCCUUACCUGGAAGACAAAGUGGGGACAAAAACUGGCGCAUUUCAAGGGCAGAAUUUGGUUCUGACUCCUUUGGUUCUUCUUCCUGUCCCAUCCGUGUGUGCGUAGAUGAGCAUGUAACAAGGAUUUACAACGCAUUUUCUCCUGUCCUUUCUAGUUUUAUUGAGAAUUCUCUACCUAAAUCCAAGGUUGUUGAGGUACUUGAGAUUUUUAGAGGACUCCUGGUGGAUCUCAAGAAAAAACCCUAUAAAACAAGAAGUGCUUCUUUAAGACUAGUGCCCAAUGAGAGUCAAUCUUUGGUGAAUAAGUUUAUACCCUCAGUUGGCGAGUUACUUGAUGUUCUUUCCCUAACGAGCAACUUGGAUAUAGAUGGCAGGGUCAACAUAUGUUUAGCUGGGGACCCUAUAAAAGCCGCUUUCACUCUGCCUGUUGUGUUGCAUGCUUUGGAUGUACUGAUCAACAAUUUGAACAAAUACCAAAACUUUGAAAAAGAUUCUCUGAGCUUUCCACUUCUAAAAUUAAACAGAAUAUUCUCUGGCUCUGUCCUUGCAAGUGGCGAGGAGCUUCCUUUUGGGAUUGCCACAUCAGCAUUUGAUGGAACUCGUUUGUCUAAAUGGGAAGAACCAAAUGGUGGAAAAGGUUGUUGGAUCAUCUAUAAAUCAUUGGAGAACAAGAUGCAUGAACUUGUUGCUUAUGAAUUUAUGUCUGCAAAUGAUGCGCCAGAGAGGGAUCCAAUGGAUUGGAUACUCGAAGGAAGUAAUGAUGGGGGAUCCUGCUGGCAUGUUUUGGAUAAACAAACAAAUCAGCAGUUCAAAAACCGUUUUGAACAGAGAUCAUACCAGAUAACAUCAACAGGCUUCCCAUCAAACCUUUUCAGGUUUCGGUUUUUAGCAGUGCGAGAUGUUCAAUCGACUUCGCGGCUGCAAAUAGGUAGCAUUGACCUGUAUGCAAAGAGCAGCUAAUGUCUCCUCCUAAGAUGAAGCCAUUAG
Molecule: messenger RNA, 2282 nt
Organism: Carica papaya (papaya)
Lineage: Eukaryota; Viridiplantae; Streptophyta; Magnoliopsida; Brassicales; Caricaceae
Gene: PNG1
Product: peptide-N-glycanase 1
Source: RefSeq, a predicted model, not a curated record